UGCAAGUCAGCGUUUACAUCGGACGGAUUAAGUUCGUUUCAUAUCGCAAAUUGAAAAUCGUAUAGAUCUUUUUUUGUCAACAAGAGAAAUAAAGAGAAAAAACUGUGUUGUUAGAUCGUACCAAGUGUCUCUUAAAGUUCUUCCUCUUGAUAUAAAUAUAUAAUCAUUUGUAAUAAUCAACCAAUUUAAUAUUCAAUUUUCAUCUGUUUCUAUAUCGUUUUCCUAUUGAUGCUUUAACAUCCAAAAAAUUAAGAAAAAGGAAAGAAUAAGAAGAAGUAAAAGGAGGAAAAUCCCUACUUUUUUCGCCAUAGUGAAGAUACUAUUAGUGCUGCGAAAUUUUUAUUUUAAAGGAUAAAUCGUUCCUGAGUGAUCGUAAAAAAGAAAAAGGGGCAAAAAAUUACAUACGCACGCACCUACAUACAAGUACAUACAUAUAUAUGUAUACGUAUAUGUAUAUGUAAAAGAAAUAAAGACGACGGGGAUAUCUUUUCGAUUUGUUUUCGUAAAAAGCCGGAAGAAGAUGAGACCACCAGCGUAUAAUGCCGAAGAGGUACAACAGAUUCCUCAAGAGCAAGGAGAAAGGAACGUGGCCAUGGCUGUUUGCGUUCAAUUGGCGGGCCGAGCGAUUAUUAGGGUAGUUUCGCGAUGCGAGGAAGCUCAGGACAAUUGUAAUUUAGAUUUGUCUGAAUGCCAGUUAAUGCAAAUACCGGAUGCGGUUUAUCAUUUGAUGAGACAUACAGAAUUGAAAAGAUGCGAUUUGUCCGGUAAUGUUAUAACAAAGAUCCCGCCAAAAUUUGCAGUGAAAUUUUCCCUUAUCACUGAACUCAAUCUAAGUCACAAUCAAAUGAGUAAACUCCCGGAAGAACUUGCUGAACUACAAGCAUUGGAAAGACUCAACAUUUCGCAUAAUACUUUUAUCGCUUUGCCACCUGUUACCUGCCAGAUACCUCAGCUUAAACGACUUCUUGCCAAUAAUAACUCCAUCAUCGACGUCGAUGUUGAGAGAAUUAAACAUGCACCGGCGUUGGAAUACAUAGAUUUGCAAGCGAAUCCAUUAACGCCCAGAAUGUACGAUCUUCUGAGUACCUUGACUCGUAUCAGAGUGGAAUUAACUCCACGGCAAGUAGAAGAAUGGGAAGAUUUGACGGUCUGAAACUGAUCUUUAGCCUGACUUUAGUCCGAUGAAAGAAGCAAGAAGAGAGGGAUAUUAACUUUGUUAAAAAAGAGCCAGCUGGAAGCUUUCACUUUUUACAAAUGAGCUUUACGGCACAACGUUCUCUGCAAAGAUUCGUUCAAGACUGCAAGAAAUAAUCCUUGCAUAGUUUAAGAAUUUAACAAAUAUUUUGUACAGUGAUAAUACGACUGACAGUAAGCGAAUAUGCAAGCGACUGUAUUAUAUAUAUGAAUUAUAUAUAUAUAUGAAUAUGUAUAUAUAAAUAUUGAUCGAUUUCUAUUUUAAAAUGAUAAUUUUAAACAUUUCUAUAAUAUUAUAUUUUCGAUUCGCAUUUAAUCGAAUCGGAGAAAUCGAUUGCUCUUUUUAAUAGUAUUGUUUCUUAGACUUAGUUUUUUAUCUACUUGUAUGCCUCUUCAAUUUAUUCUAAUCGAUAGUCGUUAAAAAAUCACAAAAAGGAAACAAAUUAUUAUUACUUUUAUCCGACAAAUUUUUCUCUGAAAUAUGUAAGAUAGUACCGUCUACUUAUUUAUUUCAUUAUAUAUAUUUUAAAACUAUAUUAACAGUAUACAACUGCCAAUCUUGCGGUUGAUCGAUCUUUGACAAUAACAUUGAUUUUCUUUAAUGAAAGAGUAAGGUAACAAAUCUUUCUCUUAGCACAUACACAUAUAUAUGUAUAUAUAUACAUAUAUAAAGUAAAUAAUAAAUAUAAGAAAAAAGAUUAUAUAUCUGAAAAUAACAAAAUCGCCUCUGCUGUUAUUUAUAUUUGUAAUUGUAUAGAAAACAAAAAAAUAUUAAUCUGCAAAUGUAUGUGCAUGUACACAUACACAUACGCAAAAUUGUAAAUUCAACACUCUAUCGUAACGUAUUGUUAAUCUAGUCAACAAUUUAUGGGACGUUGCAAUAAUGUAUUUAAAAAAAUGAGAGAGAGAGAGAGAGAGAGAGGGAGAAAGAAAAACAAAAGCAGUUGUUUCCUUUACUCUCUUAAUCAAUAAAUGUAAUAAAAUAACAAAUAAAAGAAAAAGAAGAAA
This is a messenger RNA of Vespa crabro (European hornet), 2202 nucleotides long. It is a transcript of the gene Sclp, whose product is annotated as leucine-rich repeat-containing protein 20. The transcript is spliced from 4 exons. Bases 521 to 1153 code for a protein of 210 amino acids. The record is from RefSeq and is a predicted model, not a curated record. Gene Ontology annotation, molecular function: protein binding. NCBI's taxonomy places the organism in Eukaryota, Metazoa, Arthropoda, Insecta, Hymenoptera, Vespidae.